Molecule: messenger RNA, 2334 nt
Organism: Naegleria fowleri
Lineage: Eukaryota; Heterolobosea; Eutetramitea; Acrasida; Naegleriidae
Exons: 5
Coding region: 1-2334 (777 amino acids)
Biological process (GO): amino acid transport; transmembrane transport
Cellular component (GO): membrane
Molecular function (GO): amino acid transmembrane transporter activity
Source: RefSeq, a predicted model, not a curated record
AUGCCUUCCUCAUCAUCUUCUUUCGACCACAAUUAUAAUAACAACAACAAUUUUGCUUCCCCGUAUCAUCAUCAGGACACUUCAAUAACGAACGGAAAUUAUCAUGAUGAACAUUCAGCAUUGCUUGGAGGCAGCAACAAUGGUUUUACCCCAGCAUCAACAUCGGACGAGCGAGGUUCUAUAAAUUACUAUGGCCAGCAGGAAGUUCAACAAAUGGCAUCGUCGACAACUCAAUCAUCAUUCCUGCAGUGGAAUCUGAAAAAUUCUGAGGGUACUUUUUGUGAAAUGCAAGAAAGUGAAAUGUUGAAAGAACAUGAACAAGCUCUAACCGAAUGGGAGUUAGAACAAAAGAACAAGACUUUUUAUCAGAGGUGGUGCCCUAGUUUAGAUUUUAUGACAUCUUGUUUCAGAGGUUGUAGAGGAAGUGACGAAAAUCCUAUUGUUGAUGAUGGAAGCGCAGAGCUUCAUGUUCAGAGGGCUGACGCUAAACCUCAAAUUGUUCCAGAAUCAUUAAAACCAAAGAAGGGACAUAAAUUAGGAGAGUUAUUUGCUACAGCAAUUUGUGGUAAUGACAUUACAAGCUCAUGCUUGUACGUCAUUGGUGUCUGUAUCAGUUAUGCUGGAAUUUGGGCACCUAUUUGUCUACUAAUGGUGAGCUUUUUACUAUUUUUGUUUAGGUCUAUUUAUGCUGAAGUGGGCUCUGCAAUUACUUUGAAUGGUGCUAGUUAUACCUUGCUUCUGAACACCACAUCAAAGAAAACUGCAUCGUUAGCAGCAUGCUUAACGAUUAUCUCAUACAUUGCAACAGCUGUUGUUUCAGGAACAUCAGCCAUUGAAUAUUUGAAAAAUAUUCCAUACUGUGAACAGAUUCCUCUCAUACCAUCCACUGUUAUUUUACUUGGUAUUUUUGCAUUUUUAAACCUUAUUGGAAUUUCUGAAAGCGCUUUUGCUGCUGCCAUCAUUUUUGUAUUCCACAUUGCUUCACUCUCAAUAUUGACUGUUUAUGGGUUUUUAUAUGUUUCAGCUACUAAUGGAUUUGAAAUGCUUCAGAGAAACUGGCAACUCAGUAGUGCAUCAUUCUCUGCAUUGGGAAUAGCUAAAUCCAUUUUCUUUGGUUUUGGAGCUGCCAUGUUAGGUGUGACUGGCUUUGAAAGCAGUGCUAAUUUUAUUGAGCAACAAAAACCAGGAGUGUUCCCAAAAACGCUGAGAAAUAUGUGGUCAUUGGUAUCAUUUUUCAACCCAGUUCUCUGCUUUAUUUCGCUCUGUGCUCUUCCACUUUCUCAACUUUCAGAUCCUAAACAAAACGCCAGCUUACUUUCUCAAGUUGGUAGGGCUUCUGCCGGUACUUGGCUUCAAAUUUUACUUUCGUUUGAUGCCGCUUUGGUUCUUAGUGGCGGUGUAUUGACUGCUUAUGUUGGUAUUGUAGGAUUGGUUCGCCAAAUGGCUAUGGACAGAGCUCUUCCUUCAUUUUUCCUUCAAGUCAACUCGUUCCGAAAAACAAACCACUUUAUCAUUAUACUUUUCUUUGUGCUUUGCGCCUCCAUGGUAACUAUUUUGAAUGGUGACAUUGACGCUCUUUCUGGAGUUUAUACUAUUGCUUUCCUUUCUGUCAUGAUGCUUUUUGCAAUGGGUGACUUUUUGCUCAAGUACAAGAGAGGACAGAUUAAGAGAGAUAGAAGAGCUAAAAAAUCAGUGAUAGUAGUUGCAAUCAUAGGUGUUGGAACUGCUUUAUUGGCAAACAUUUUGGAAAAUCCAGAAUAUUUGAAAUAUUUCUUUAUUUAUUAUUCAAUUUGCGCCAUUACUGUUUUAGCAAUGUUUUGGAGAGUGAAAAUUAUGAAAUUCAUUAUUUAUCUCGUGUAUUCCAAACUCAAAGAGUGGAACAUUGCUAAAUCAGUUACUGAUAAGAUUCUAAAAUUCUUGGUAAAACAGGCCAAGGAGGUAAACAGUCAAUCUUUCAUUUACUUUGCAAAGAAUGAUGCAAUUUCAAUGCUAAAUAAGGCAGUUCUUUACGUGCGUGAAAAUGAAUUGACAGACUGGAUCAAAAUUGUGCAUGUGUAUAAAACUCCCAAGAGCGAAGAAGAACAUAUCGAACAACAAAAACUUAUCAGUCGAUUGCGAAAUGAUUGUAAAACCUUAGAUGAAAUUUAUCCAAGAAUGAGAAUAGAUUUUGUUGCCAUUGAGAGCGAAAAAGGUUUUGGUCCUGACAUUAUCAGAUUGAUUGAAAGUCGAUUUGGUAUUCGAAAGAAUUUAAUGUUCAUUUCCUGUCCUUCCGUAAAAUUCAAGGUUAGUGACCUUGGAGGAGUUCGUAUCAUUACCAACGAUCACCAAAAUUGA